Trichobilharzia regenti is the source of this 5523-nucleotide messenger RNA. Lineage: Eukaryota; Metazoa; Platyhelminthes; Trematoda; Strigeidida; Schistosomatidae. The record is from the annotation of a GenBank genome assembly.
AGAGAACAUUGAAAACUUGAUAUCACCCUCUAUGGUUGUAGCUUAAACGUUGUAGGGAUGUCUCUCGAGUAAUAGACGAAUGAUCUAUAUCAUUUCAAAGCGCACCUCAGUAACGCACAUUUUAUACUAGCCUCAAUGUUGAUGCAUACGAAAUCUACCAAUCACAAUGGGCAUAAGUGACCUUCAGGUGCUCAACCUAUCUUCAAGCCAUCUACGCCGUUCUCGUACGUCGUUUCCCGCUACCCAUUGCCUCUGACGUGUUCUAACGCUGAUCCUUUAGAAGUUAAUACCAAGGUGACUGAGUGAUAUAAUUUGCGCACUAUUAAUUCUAUCAAUUGUUAUCAUUUGUAAAGCAUUAUUGUGAUGCUCUUUUAGACUUGAAAAUGAAGAGAUCUGAUGACAUGGAUCGAAACUGGCUAUUUUAUCUCGCUCAACCAACUAAAUUAGCAGUGGAUAUUGAAGAACUAACCAUAACACACAAAUUGGAACUCCUUAAACAGGCCUUAUCACAAGCUGAAAUUAGCGAGCGAAAAACCAAUCUUGGCAAUUCUGAAAAUGGUUCCUCAGAUAACUUCUCUACAGAAAAUGAAGCAAUACAUCCAGAUGACGUAUUCACAGAGUCAUCAAAAUUGUUUAAAAAGUCGAAAGUGUUGGAUAUAAUGUCUUUACAGAUUGCUGCAAAUCUAAAAUUCAGUUUAAACUUGUUUCGCGUUGUGUCGGAGAUGCCUACAAAGCUUUAUGCACGUUUGUAUAGACUGUUGGUCACGUAUACUGCAAAAUUUUCUCAAAUUCUUCAACCACAAUUUGAACAGGCAAUAAAUAAAGAAAAUAUUUUCAUCAUAAAUCCUUAUGGUUAUUUCACAUGGUCUCAGUUGAAUCCUGUGACAAUAUAUGGUAUAAUGUCUUACCAUAUUUGGUGCCUUCAUGUUUCUCUUACAUCCAGUAUGUUGCCCCAACCGUUUCGAAAUCUUACUCCAAUUGUUUCUGGUUUAACUGAAAUACCCGAGGUAACAUUUUUUGCUGAUAAUCGUGUUGAAGUUGGUGUUAUUCUUACACGUAUACAAGAGUCAGUAAAUCAAUUAAGUGAGAUCAAUGAUCUGUUAGAAGAUAUCAAUAUAGCCAGACCUCUUUCAUCAGUAUUUUCGACAACAGAGUCGAUAUUUUCUGUUUUUAGUGAGCUGUCGUCAAAUCCAGAAGAUCAAAAUUCAAACUUAUCAGAUUUUGUUUUACAGAAUUCAGAACCUCUUUCCAAAAGUUAUCUUUCUGCAUCACUGAAUUUUGUACUGGGACGUUAUGCUUUUCAACAACAGGAGUUUCAUCGAUCACAAGAGCUUUUUCAAAAGACCCUCAAUGAAAUGCAACUGCAGAACUUUACUUAUCUGAAUGAGACUGGAGCUACACCGAGAUUAGUACAGGCCUACUUAACUGCAUGUUUAUCAUAUACACCCGCAGACCAUAUUUCAGAUGAUAACGCCUCAAUUCCUCAAUCUGACGAUGAAUUUUUACAAUAUUUUUGUUCAGAACUAGAAAAAUGUUCUUCAUCAUUAGAAGUGAAUAAAAAUCAAGUGAUGAAUGUAUUUUGGACUCAAAUAUGGAAUUCUAUUGACAGUGUCCAGUCAGAGUCGUCUUCUGAUAAACACCUACUUACAAUUGAAGACCAUCUUUAUGAAAUUCUACUAAAAGGAUUAAUUCCUGUGAAUGAUGAUUCUUCUAAUUCAUAUAUUCCGAUUAGUUUAGGAAUUCGUCACAAGUUAGAGAAUUUAUGCUUAAAACUGUUGAAUGCUUAUAAUAAUUUAUUGAUGAAUUCAACUGAUACAACUAAUACAGGAGUUGCACAGUCUACAAAGCAGACAAAACAAGCUAAGUCAUCCCUUGAUGAUAAAAUAUCAGAUUUCAUUGCUGUACACCAACUUUUCACUAAGAUAUAUGUAUGCAAUUCAAUUGAACGACUAAUGUCAAAUUCUGUGGAACAUCCACUUAUGUUGGUAACGGAAUUAUUAAUAAAUUUUGACAAAGAAUUGACAAAGAAUCAAACUGACAAAUCAACGUCAUCAUCAUCAUCAGUGUUUCAUAUAGACGCUAUUAAAGGACGUGAAUUUCUAUUCGAUUGUCUCGCCACUAUAAUGCAAAGGCUGUCAUCAAGCUUAAAAAAUUAUUCCACCUCUAACCAGUUUCUUAUUAUAUGCCAGUAUAUCACUUUUUUAGUACAAGAAGGAAUCUGUUCGCUCGGCAGUUUAUCAAUGAUGAAUAAACUGCAUUAUCAUAAACAAAAUUCUUAUCUGCUUACAGUACAAAAGAAUUUUCAGGAUUUAUUAGAAACGCUUGUAUCUCAUAAACUGUGGACACAUCUACCAGUGCAGAAUAGAAAAUAUAUACAAUCUAUUUCGGAGGCAAUAAGUUCUGCAAAUUCAUUUAGCAAUGAUUCAGAUAGUGAGUAUUCAUGUUCUUUCAAUCAUAAAUCCCUUACUGAUCUUCCUGAUCCUGAUUAUGAUCUUGAUUUUAACCUGUUUAAUCUGGAUGGAGGAGAGGAUUUGCUUACACAAGGACCUGGAUUUCGAUUAAAUCAUGAGAUUUCUUCACCGAAAGAUCAAAUUUCUGGACCAUUUAAAUCAUCACAUAUGCCUAAAGGGAAUUCUCCAUUUCAAAGUGUUGGUGAUGUGGAUAUGCGUAAUCUACCACAACAAAUUCCAUCCUUCUCUCAUAUGCCUGUUGUGCAACCUCAUUUAAUCCCUGGACAUGGAUCUUUUACUAGUUCAUCUCUUCCAACGCUUUCCAAAGAUAAUCCACACGCGUACAAAAUUCAUGUAGUGCGCCAUCUUCUGUUAACACGUAAUCCUACGGAUGUAAAUAUGCUGGUGGACAAUCUUUUGCGAUUAGGUGUGACACCAGAUGGAAUCUUAAAAAUUAACGAUUCAUGGCUUUCAUCCUUACAUCUUUUGCUUUCAUUGGAAGUAGUUGGACUGCAUGGUAUUAGCGGAAAUAAUGAGACAAAUCCAAUAGCAUUUUUGCUGUCAUCAUCUGGAAACAUUAUGUGGGCAGUGACAGUAUUGUUACAGUUGGCUAAAGGUUCAGCCAUUAUUCGUCAUGAAGCAGGUACAUUAGAGUAUACGACAGCCAGAGCUAUGUUAUUAGCUUCUUUAAAUAAUCUUGCCUCGGUUAAUCCAAUUGUACCGCCUCCAGCGUCACUGUCUACAUCAUUACCUGUUAAUGUUGCAACUGCAAGUCAUACAGUUGGUAAACAGUCUCGUAUCGGUGAUAUUUUCCAGUGGAUUCGAGCUGCUAUCAAACAUGAAUUAAUGCUACUUGAUUUGUUAGAAUUCUUGAAUCCAUCCUCAUUUAUUAGCAUCGAAGAAAACAAUCAAUCAUACGGUGUAUCUAAACCAAAUCAUUCGGGACAAGUAUCCUUAAAUGAAUUAAUUAGACGAGCUAAAAUUAUUUUGUGCUAUGCAGCUGGUUUACCGUCACAUGCUAAUUCUUUGGAGAAUAAAAUGGAGUCAUUGAAUCUUAUUGGCCUGUCUGAUGAACUAAUUACUGCCGCCACUUGUUUUCUAUUGAUGGUUAAAGAAUAUGAUUUUCUGUAUCCUACAUCUACUCCUAUGCAAACAAUUUCAUUACCUUCAGAGAAUAUCUCAUACUGUGUUACAUGUACGGCUUCUUUGCAUUUGAUUCGUAUUCUAUUGCAUUUUCAUGAAGUGUUACAGUCAACUGAAAAUGUUAACAAAAAGAUGAAUAUAAAUUCAGAGAAACAAACUUCAUCAUCAUCAUUAUCAACAUCACCGGUGUUUAAAAAUCUCUUGAGUGCUACAGUUAAAUAUGGUGAUUUAGAAAAAUUAAAAAUCGUUAUCAAUGAAUUUUAUGAAUUAAUACUUAUGCGUGGAUGCCUAUUUGUAGAAUAUUCUAAUUCAACAGACAAUGUGAUGAAUAGUAACUCUAAAGUCUCUGGAUCUGAACAACAGCAACAACAACAACAAAAUAAUAGAAACAACUAUCACUCAGACACUUCCCGUUUAAGAAUUACUUCACCUAGUUUGUAUAAUAUCAUUGGAUUAUUGGCAACGAUCGAUAAAGUAGCACAGUUAAUUAUCGCCACCGGUCUCAACUUCCCUAUGAAUGCUAAACUCAAAAAUUCAACAGAUUCAGAACAUGUGUUUAUUGGAUUACAAUUAUUAGAUUAUCUUAUUAUUGGUUUUGCUCAAAUUGCUCAUCAAGUGUGUACAAAGUUCAGUUUACGUAUUUUAAAACAAGUAGUCAGUUGUUUUUCAAUGAAUAAUACUUUCGAUGAAUACAAGACGACUAUUGAAUCAUCAAUAACAAACAGUGAAGAUAAUGGCACUACCGCCUGUACAAAUAAUUCAUCGUCUGAUUUACAAUCAAACACUACAAAAAUGCGUACAUCAAGAUGGGAUAAACCUUUAACAGAGCCUGCAAAGAAAGAUCGUAGACGUAAUCAACAACAUGAAAAAAACUUGACUGAUCAUCAUCAGAAAGGAGUGAUAUUAUCAUUUCUAGAUCAACAAUUAUGGACGCUAAACUUGGAAUCACAUUCAUUGAUCAAUGGUGAAAUGUUGUGUGAUCAUUUAAAUUACUGCUUACAUUGGGGUUUAUCUGUUCAACCCGAUCGAAUUGAUUGGCUUAUUCUACGUGGUGAAGUGGAAUUUUUCAAGAAGAACUACCGUUUAGCUCUAUCAACCUAUUUGGAAUACGGCAGUGUUGUUAUUGACUCAUUUUCGAAGAAUACUCUGUCAAUAUAUUUUACGAAAGAGCUAGUGUUUCGAAUGAUGUGUUGCCUUCAGUAUCUGGGAUUAUUUUAUGAAAGUGUAGUACUUUCACAACUUGGUCCGUCUGAUGAAUCCCUUAUCGAUAGCGCUAUCCUACUGAUCAAUAGUUUGGGAGAAAAUUCCAACGGUUGGCCAUUAGUACAAGUAGAUACUUUCACUACUGAGAUUGUAAAUCUUCAAAAUCAACGAACAACUCCUUCUUGUAAUGAGAGCUCUUUAGACUGUUUACGUGGAUCUUGUGGAGGCACAUUUCUACACACCACACUUGACUGUCCAGACAAUUUAAUUCCAUAUCUUUGGAAUGUUCGUCUGCUGUCAUCGCUUGAAUCUUCUGCUUCUAAUCGUGGUGCAUUAUCACAGUCAACGAAAUUCAGAGCUCGACUUAAUAAUCCUGAAAUCAAUGUUAACAAUCCAGAGGAAAUAUUAUCAGAGAGUAGAUGUGUAUUAAAUUUAAAAUAUCUUCGUUAUUUAUGCAAUCUUUAUUUAAUUUAAUCGUUUACAAAUAAUGUACAGUUUUUCGUUUUUUAAAAAAGUUUAUUUUUAUACUUUUUUAUAUUUUAAAUAAACUAUUGAGUUAUUGGAGUUGAGUACUUCUCAAUUUUUUUAAGGGGUUGGACUGUAGAACAUUUUCUUCAUGUGUCACAUUGAUAAACUUGAAAAUAUUUUUUCCUUCCCGUAGUAGAUUUUUAAAAAACAAGCAAUAACUGUGAAAAAUAACAGCAGUAUUUAAUAAAUUCAUAACUUU